This is a messenger RNA of Pseudovirgaria hyperparasitica, 2924 nucleotides long. RefSeq names its product MS ion channel protein 1. The record is from RefSeq and is a predicted model, not a curated record. Gene Ontology annotation, biological process: intracellular calcium ion homeostasis; calcium ion transmembrane transport. Gene Ontology annotation, molecular function: calcium channel activity; calcium ion binding. The coding region runs from base 70 to 2754 and encodes 894 amino acids. Gene Ontology annotation, cellular component: membrane. NCBI's taxonomy places the organism in Eukaryota, Fungi, Ascomycota, Dothideomycetes, Acrospermales, Acrospermaceae. The transcript has 3 exons.
CGUCCAUUCAUACCCGCCAGCCAUCUCACCGUACAAACCGAGCACGAUUACGAAGGCGAUUUCACAUCCAUGGCUUCCCCAUCACAGAACCGGGAGCAAGAGAAACGGCUGGGCGAUGAUCUGGCCAUGCUUGAGAUCGAAAGGCAGAUCUCAAGAGCAGACAACGACCUCGAUCGGGAGCAUUCAAAAUCCGUGCGUAGGACUCGUUCACGUCGCGAAGAUCCAAUUGACGAGUUCGAUGCUGCCACCAACCCACUACACGAACGCACUGCCAUAUACAAACCACCAGAGAACCCAUCCACGAAUCUUUCAAAGCUCUUCAAGAAAAUUCAUAGCUCAGUCUUCAUCGUUCGCUACUUCUUCUACAUCCUUCCUUUAGCUGCCCUUCUUCUCAUCCCCGUCCUGUUUGGCUUCUAUCUAUUUCCCGAUGCAACCGUUGGCUGCGUCGAACUCAAGUGGUUCGGCAUUUGGUUGGAAAUAGUUUGGCUUACCCUCUGGGCAGGACGAAUUGUGGCAAAAUGCUUGCCCUGGCCCAUUGGAUUAAUCUCCAGCCUUUUCACCAACAAUGGCAAGAAGUGGAGAGACAUGGGAAAGCAAUUGGAGCUCCCUGCAACUUUGUUCUUCUGGUGGCUUGCCAUCGAAGUCUCGUUUCUGCCGACCAUGGAUAGCCACUCGCGGUGCACGCCACGCGGCAAUUGGCGCAAAACAAUGAACAAGGUCAUCGUCUCCAUAUUCGUGGGCGUCAUUCUCAACUUCGUGGAGAAGAUCAUUAUUCAAUUGAUUGCCAUUAGCUUCCACUUGCGGACAUAUGCCGACAGAAUCGAGAUCAACAAGUUCCAGAUUGGCAGCCUGGCAAAACUCUACAAGUUCUCCAAGGAGAAGAUUGCAAUGGAAGAUUCGGAAUUCGAAGAAAAUCAUGCUCCUUCCGGUGCCCGUACUCCUGGGCGCCUGGUUGAUGAUGCCAAGAAAACCACCAAACAGGCCAUAGGAAAAUUCGGUGAUGUUGCUGGCAAAAUCGCUGGCGACUUCACGGGCAAACAAGUGGUCAAGAGUACGCACCCUCAUCAGGUCGUUCUUGCACUCCUCAGCACAACAGGAGGAAGUCAAGUCUUGGCAAGACGACUUUACCGGACAUUCGCACGCCCUGAGACUGAGACGGUCUACUCGGACGACCUCAAAGGCGCCUUUGAGAACGAUGACGAGGCAGAUGCAGCCUUUUCCAUGUUCGACAAGGAUAUGAACGGUGACAUUUCCAUGGAGGAGCUAGAGGCUGUUUGCGUAGAGAUUGGCCGCGAGCGCAAGUCCAUCACCGCUUCUUUGAAGGACCUCGACUCGGUUGUCAGUAAACUCGACGACGUCUUCAUGUUCCUCGUCGCUGUCAUCACUAUUCUGGUCUUCAUCUCCUUGAUAUCCACAUCCGCCGCAGGUGUACUUACCUCUGCGGGCUCUGCAGUACUGGCCUUGUCGUGGCUAUUCUCGGUCACGGCACAGGAAUUCUUACAGUCCAUCAUCUUCGUCUUCGUCAAACACCCCUUUGACGUUGGCGAUCGUGUCAGCAUCUAUGGAAAUACCGGUGCCACUGGUCUGGGAGAUGACUACUUCGUCAAGGAAAUCGCUCUACUCUAUACGGAGUUUAAAAAAAUGGAGGGUCAUGUCGUACAAGCUCCGAACAGUUACCUCAACACUCUGUUCAUUCUUAAUCAGCGUCGUUCCGGCGGUCUCGCCGAGGCUAUACCCGUGGUUAUCAAAUUCGGUACCACUCUCGAACAGAUCGAGACUCUCCGGAAUCGCCUGUUGGAAUUCGUUCGAAACGAGAAGCGCGAAUAUCAGUCGAACAUUUUGACGGAAUUGAGAGAGGUGAAAGAGGCCCAUUCGCUCACUCUCAACAUCGUCUUCUUCUACAAGUCGAACUGGCAAAACGAGCUACUCCGUCUUCAGCGCCGCAACAAGUUCAUCUGUGCGAUGAUGGUCACCAUGCAAGAGUGUGGUAUUGAGGGCCCACGCAUGCGUUUCCCUGGUCAAAAGGAAUCCUUCCCGGUCUAUCUGCAAAAUGUCCCACACAUGGCGACGCCCGGCAUGGGACACGGUGGCAAUCCAGAUAUGCCUCAGGGUCACCACCAUACCAGCACUGAUGAUCAGAACCCCCCAUUUGUCGCUCCGCCUUCCGACACUCAGAGCCAGACUGGCCAGGCUGGUCUCAAUCGCCAUGCAUCGGUCUUGCGACAAGCUGGUCGCCCUCGUGGCGAGUCCCUUGCGGCGAUGGGCAGACGCGUCGACUUCUCACUUGGCAUGAAGGAUGUCUCGUCCGGUGACAUGUACGGCGAUGUCUACGAGGAUCGCUCGAAAUCUAGGCUUCCUCAAAGUCUUUCGCCAUCUCGUGAGUCUCAUGAGCGUGGCUCCCAUGAUAUCGGUCGCUCCUCUUCAGUCUCGCAUGGUGCUAGGCCAGGCAAUCUAGCUCGUGUGUCGACGGACAACGACUCUCGCUUGAGCCACCGUAACAGGUUCUUCGGUCGUAGCAGAGCUGCACGCGAUGAGGAAACUGGAAUGACGAACAUUCCAGAGGGCGCUUCUCCUCCACACGAACGAUUAGAUCCGCGGACUGGUACCGUGGGUCCAACUGCAGUACACAGCACGAGUGGCAAUGCCACCCGCGGCGCGUACAGUCCCCUUCCCCGAGCGUCGGUUGAGCAAAGUCCUCAAGAUGGCUCAUUUGCCCGCAGUGACACAAACGACUUUGAGAUGCGGAGACUCUGAGGCAUGGCUUCACACCACAACCUUGUUCUAUUAAUGCAUAACGUAAAAAGACACUUUGCAGAUGUUAAGGCCAUCGGCUACGAAAAUGACUAUAGAUCGCUGAAUCUCUGUAUUCGAUUACAGCAGACUCUUGUUUCUUUUCUACUACUUCCAUAGACAUAAAAGUUUAA